This is a messenger RNA of Plutella xylostella (diamondback moth), 1795 nucleotides long. NCBI's taxonomy places the organism in Eukaryota, Metazoa, Arthropoda, Insecta, Lepidoptera, Plutellidae. The record is from RefSeq and is a predicted model, not a curated record.
GAUUCGCAUUUUGAGGCAAACACCUAUGCGAUUUUGACGUGUGAUUUUACCUCAACCUUCACUCGUUUCCACGUUUUACACCGUGCGGUUGUCUUCGACUUUGUUCCCUACGCAGUUAGGGCGGGUUUUCAGUGAAUUACAAAGGAAAUAGGUUGGUUUUUUGUGAAAUUGAAAUGCGGUUUUAGCGAACGUGUGAGUGUCGUUUUGAUGGGAAUCGAAAUUAAGUCAAGUACUUGUCGAUAUCUUUUAUAGAUUCGCUUUUAGCUAUCGAACGAACCGCAGUAGUAAAGAAUUAAUUGUAUACCGUAACCUCCCUAAUUGACGUAUAAAUUACAGUUGUUAACGAAAAUGACCGAAAAUCCGCCAAAGAAUGGAACAAUAGAGUAUGCUGCUCGUGUUGAUGAAAGGGUAAUUUACCCUCGGAACAAGCUGAACGGUUCCAGACCUUCAGUGGUCGGCGGCCAGCCCAUCACCGAAGAGUUGGCUAUGGAGCUCCGAGUGACAGCGUUCGGCUCAUCCUCCUGCGCGCCGCGCGGCGAGUGGGUGCGCACGCCGCUCACCAUGCGCGCACCCGGCCAGCCCAUGGCGUACGGACUCGCCGCGCCCAGGAAUGGGGCCAGGUCACUGCUGUCGGCCCUGCAGGCGCACAUCAUCAAGUGGCUCCUGUUCGACUCACGCCCGCUCACCAAAGACAACAAGUCUGUGGAGCCACCGGAUACCUACCUCCGCCCAUCAGAAGAGCGUCAAGAAGAAGCCCUGUGGCGCGCCUGCAGCGAGGUGAUCUGGCGCUGCGGCGGCGGCGGCCCCGCCGGCGGGGAGCCGCGCGCCGUGGUGGCGCUGCCGAGUGAUAACGUGUACGUGCAGCACUCCUCGGUCUACUACCAGGAUGGGGUCACUGAGAAGCUGCAUUUAUUUGAAUUCAAGAAUCUGGAGGACCUUCAGAUCUUCAUCAAGCGGUACUUGUACUUGUUCAUGACUGAGGAAGGAUCCGGGGCACUUCUCCUGCUGUACUCUGCCAUACUUUCCAGAGGAUGUGAGAAUAUAAAGAAGGACCUGGACGGCAAGCUAAACUACCUCCUCUCGGCCAACGUGGAGGGGUCUCUGAACGUGGUGACGCUGCUGCUGACGGGCCGCGCCACGCCAUACCUGCACAACGGCGUGGUGUAUGUGGGCGACGAGGACCACUAUGCUAUGCCACAAUUCGGCGUGCUAGCCCGCAGUCCGGUCGGCCUGCUGGUGUGGUACGGAGGCGAGGAUGGAGUCAAGAACAAUGCCAACAGACAACACCCGGGCUCUAGGCUGAAGACCCCUGCUAUGCCGGUUUGGGUGACCUGUUGCUCUGGACAUUUUGGAGUCUUAUUCAAUACAAACAGGGAGCUUCUGAGGAAUUAUCACGCUGAAAGAAGGUUCGACAUCCAGUACUACACGUGCGGCGGUUGCCACGUCAUGCUCAACGUGGACACUCGCGCGCAGGACGAGCCUAGCGCCGGCCGCAGCGACGACAUCAGCGCUACACCGCUCGAGAAACUCAUCCAUACUAAAUGGCAAGAUGCAAAAAUUACUUGGACUGGCCCUACCCCUUACGUCGGCGAAACACCAAAAUAAAUAGGAAUUUUAAUUUAUUUCACCAUAUUACUGUAGGAACUAACUGUGUAGAGGUACUUUCAAUAGGAAACCAUAUUCUUAGAUUAAACAAAGUAAUUCAAUUGAGGAUGCUUUUUAACAUUAUCGAUUAAUUUAUUUUUGUAAGUAGUGCAAGUAAAAGAUGCAUUAUUAAACAUGUAAUCUUUGAGGU